Molecule: messenger RNA, 11514 nt
Organism: Mastomys coucha (southern multimammate mouse)
Lineage: Eukaryota; Metazoa; Chordata; Mammalia; Rodentia; Muridae
Gene: Gprin3
Product: GPRIN family member 3
Exons: 4
Coding region: 776-3049 (757 amino acids)
Biological process (GO): neuron projection development
Cellular component (GO): plasma membrane
Source: RefSeq, a predicted model, not a curated record
UCCUGCUGAGUCGCUCUGGGUCCCCAGUCCUUUUCCUUAAUCUCCAUCUUAACUUUCCAUCUGUCACUGGUUCCCCUGCAUCAGAAGCACAGCCAGCCAGUCCUCUAAGCUCCCCCAGGGCGCUAGGCUCCCUGAGUCGAGCCCGCAGGGCUUGCUGGGGCGGAGUUCGCAGGGAGGCUGCUGCCUGUCUGAGCUGCAGUCAGGACUCGGAGGCUGGGGCCUGGCCGCCACAGAGGGGCGCGCCUGGCUGGCGCGGAUCUGCCCGCACGUGAACUCCUCCUCCUUGCUGGCUCGGCGCCGAGCAGUGAAGCUGCCCGUCUCCGCCCCGCUCCAGCUCUUGGCAUAGUAAUCUCAGUUCCUGAUCGUGCAGAGCUGGCUCCUGGCUGCAGCGAACUGCUCGAGUCCCAGCAGCGGUGUGGCAGAGCCAGGGCUGGGAAUCGACUGGAAGCCCAGCAACGCGCAGACAGCGGCCCAGCGGGGGACACCCCGCCGGAGCAGGCCCAGGAAGUCCAUCAGCGAAAUAUUUCAACAUUUCAUUUGUAUCAUCCUAUUUUCUCCUUUCUAAAACAGUUCUGCUUGGCACACUCAUUUCUUGGAUUCAGCCACACAACACAGAAGACAGACUGUUCUCUCAGUUUUAUGAGACCUACCAGCUUUUCAUAGCAGGCCAUUUCGUCAGAGGACUCAUCCCUGUGUCUUCCUUCUGAGUUCCGACUACUUCCCAGUGGAAAGCAUACUUGGAACAGACCCUGGAGUGCUCUUGGAAAGAGGUCCCAUGGGGACUGUACCUGACCCUCUGAGGGUGACUAAAGCUUCGAUAGUGGCAGCUUCUGGGAAGGAAAAGUCUCGAGGGGAGCCGGAGAGUGUCUCACUACAACCAGCUCAGCCAGAUAAGAAUGCUAGUGGCACUGGCAAUGCUCCUGCAGAACCCAGCCUCAGGCUCAGUCCGGCUGCUCACGCCCUGAUGCAAGCUUGUGUGCAUGAGUCCAGCCAGCAAGACAUGGCAUCUCCUGGUGUCUUCAAUGAAGCAGAGCAAAUGUCUCCUAAACAGAAAUCUCCUGAUGACUCCCAGCUACAAGGAAACAAGGAGUCGGCAGCACCAGGCCAGAAUACUGCUGCAGAAAAGGAACUUAUAUCUGCGCCAUUUUUAAUGUCUGCAGUCCAGCACACUCACCAUGUCAACCGAAGUGACCCACCAAAUACUAGCACUUGUCCCGUACCUGAAGAUUCCUUGGUGAAAUCGGAGGCGAAUUCAAACGGUGAGAAACCUGAAAAGUCAAGUUGUCCUACCAGGGUGACCUGUUGCAUCAGCAAAAAUGAAGGGCUCUGUGAUUUCCCUUCUCCAGAAAACAGCCAGGGAAUUGUACAGACUCCAGAUACAACAAUAAGGAUUCACUCAUCCCCUUCUGAAGACAGACCUGAGGGAGAAGGGCAGAAAGUCAACAAUAACAUCACAGUGGUGUCCAGUGAACCUCCAGCAAGAGGGGGAUGCUCAGAGAACAAAGAGCCCUCUGCCACUGCCUUAAACACCACAGCUGAAAGGUCGGAAAACCCUCCACUGUCCCCCCUCACCAGCAAAGAGGCCACAUGUUCUUCAGAAGCAAGGCAGGUGCUGCUGCCAGCACAGCGACCAGUGUCAAGGUUCAAAGAAGCCAGUACAAUGACCUGUCAAUCUGAAAGCGAGGCUAAGGAGGUCCGUGGCAGGGCUCGGCAAGAUGCUGAGGUACAGGCAGUGGCAAGUGUGGAGAGCAGGUCUGUCUCUACCAGCCCCAGUAUCCUCCCUGCAUAUUUAAAGGAAAAUGCUGCUCCAGAGCAGGAGAAUGGGCAGGAGCAACUGCGUGUCGUUUGCCAUGGCAAGGGCAGUGGAAACCACUUGUUGGAACUCUCUAACAGCAUGGUAGACCCCCAGGAAUCAAGGCAGUGCCCCAGCAUUGUACCACAGGUACAUAUCCAGGCAGCUGUCACCACUCCUGCAGCUUUCAAAGGGGAAUGCAAGCUAGUGAACCAACCAGCCGAAGGCCUUAAAUCCCCACUAAUCCAUGUGGCCUCCAGUCAAUACCCUGAUACAGAGGAAAACCUGCGGUCCUUAACAAACAAAGAGGCAACCUCCAGACAGCUUGCAUGUACUAAUCCUGACUCCCAGAAAGCUAGCCAUCAAGCUGAGAUAAGUCAGGGGUUGGGGAACUCUGGACCCAGGGAACCUGAAUUUGUAGUGAAAACAACAAAUGACCACAAAGCAGAGCCAGGCUGCAAACCGUCCAGCUCUCAUGGAGGUGCCAACAAUGACAACCCCCCGGAGAGUUUGGACCCCACUGAUAAAAGAGGUACAAAGGACGAGAAACGCGCUUCUCCUCUUAUUGUGAAAGACCACGCACCUGGAGCCACCAGCACCCUAGAUGCCAAAACCCUACUGCUAAAUCCUAAAUCUCAAGGAAAUGAAGGUGAGGGACCAGAGGUCAAUCCUGCACCCUCCCCAGGGAGGAAGACCCAACAGAACACCUUGGAAGAACACAAGCAGACCAAGACAGUCACAAGUCUAAGCCUGCCAUCAGAUGGCACAGGUGACUCAAGCCCAGGCUCUGGUAAGAGGACCCCUUCUCGCUCAGUGAAGGCCAGCCCACGCAGGGGCAGCCGGGUCAGCGAGUUCCUGAAGGAGCUCAAUGUGACAGCUGCUGUUGCUCAGGUGGGGCUCACACCUGGAGAGAAGAAGAAACAGCUGGGUGCAGACUCCAAGCUGCAGCUGAAACAGUCCAAGCGCGUGAGGGACGUGGUGUGGGAUGACCAGGGCAUGACCUGGGAAGUGUAUGGUGCUUCCUUGGACCCGGAGUCCCUGGGAGUUGCCAUCCAGAACCAUUUACAAAGACAAAUUAGGGAACAUGAGAAAUUAGUUAAAACACAAAGUGGCCAGACUCGAAGAUCUAUUUCCUCAGAUUCUUCUUCAAGUAAGAAGCUUAAAGGGAGACAACAGGGUGUUCUGCAGUCCAUGCUGCAAAACUUCCGGCGCCCCAACUGCUGUGUCCGUCCUGCCCCGUCCUCUGUGCUAGACUAAAAGGAAACUGCACUGGUGUAUGAGCUGUGGUAUUCCUUGUGUCUAUUUGUGUCAAAGCUUACAAGUUUGGAUUUCUGUUUUGUUUUGGGUUUGUUGUCAUUGUUUUCUGACAUACCUAGGAGUAAAAGCAAACUAUUAAGUUUAACUAUUAAGAAUUAGCUAAUACGAAAUGUUGUGUUCUCCACAAAUAAAAUACCAUUUCACACUGAUAAAAUACAAGAGGUGAAGCAGAUAGUCCGAGUUCAGAAGAAAUGAUCAUCUGGUUUUUUAAUCCAUUAUUAUUUAUACACACAUUUUUAUUAUACACAAGUCAUUUGAUAUUUUCACCUCAGUCUAUUUAGUGGUAUUUCCACUAAAAUAUCUGCUUUAUGUCAAAACUAGCAAAAAUAACUAUUAGCAACACUGGUAAUUUCUGUUAUUACUAAGGUGAGGAUGCUAGUACCAUAAAAAGUUGCUAGUACCACAAGAGGAUGCUAGUACUACAAGAGGAUGCUAGUAUCUAAAGCUAACCCUUUUUGUGUGAAGAUCACGUUAGAAAAGUUAGCUAUAUUUCCAAAUAUGAAUACUCCCUGUACCAAACAUGAACUUAUAUUUGUACAUUUUACUGCAUUGAAAGCAAAGCGCAUUCCUGUGCUUCGGACCACAUUAAAAUGGUACUUUCUUCCACUAGAGGAAGUGUCUGUAACUAGAGUCAUGAAAUUAAGGAGGACAGUAAAUUUUGUAUUGUGUGUCCACUGCUAACAGUUUCGGAUUGCUUAAAUGCACAACCUAGAUUCCUUCAGAUUUAUCACUUUUAAAAGACACGCUGUUAUACUUCAGAGAUCUUCAGGAAAUCAUAGUUUAAACUUUGGGUGGCCAUCUUCCCUCACUGGUUUCUACCGAAGGCUAGACAUGCAUGGGAACAUCCUUGGUGCCCUGAGCUGGGGUGGCAGCAGCAGCUUGUGCAUUGGGGUAGGAUGGAGAAGAAGCAUGGCACAGGUUUAGGGAAGGCCUUCCUCCCAGCAUUCAUCGUCUAGACAAUGCUAAUCUGAAGGUUGCAGUUAACACUUCAGACUUAGAUGUGGAAGAAAGAGCAACAACCUUUGCUAAAAAUCGCUCCUGAUGAGCUAGAAAAAGGAGCUUCCAUGUAUCUUUUUUUUUUUCCUUUAGAGACUCAAAUAUCAGUGGUACAGCCACGUGUCUAUUUUGUUUUUUUCAGUUUAUUUGAAUUUUGUAGGUUAAAAACAUAAAAAUUAUACCUGAGCUCCAAAUCCUGAGCUACACUGCAUUUGAUUUCUAUAAGAACAAUUUAACUGAGUGUGUAGCUUCGUAAGUAGGCCAUGGUGACAGCGGCCUCCAAGUUGGAGAAUGAUAAUUACAGUGUUACACUUGGAACUUAUAAUGAAUUUCUUAAUAAGGCAUAUUUUCAGCUUCUUACUAAUUGGCUUCUAUUAAGGAUGAUUUAUAAAGUAGGAAUUACUGUCAAAUUACUGAUCAAAUUGCUAUAUUAAUGAUUAGAGAUUUAGUAUAAAACUCUUUCUUUUAAUGUAAGUACUCAUUUGUCUCAGACACCUUUGUCAGGAUUUUAUCUGUCUCCUUUCUUAUACACACCCGGGCUUUCUGUCACAUGUCAGCACCCAUACUGUGCAUACACAAGCACACUCCCCACACACACAUACACAGGAGCGGCUGUCAACAGGGUCCACUCCGGAUGGUGGGCUCUAGGAAUCAUUUGCUGCUCAGUGCUACAACAGGCUGUUUCUAUAGUCAGAUAGGAGAGGAAAGGUAGUUCUGACCAGCAAUAAUGUUUGUGAAUUUAGAGUAAACAUGCAAUACAUAGAUUGUUACGCCUGAGAGAGUUGUAGGCAUCUUUCCCAAAUUCAGUAAAUCAAAACUGCUCAUUUUUGGUAUGGUGCCUCUCAAAGCAGAAAUAUUUGAUUAAUAAAUUUCGUUUUCUUUGAUACUAGAACUAAAUUUUUAAUGUGUAAAAAGACUCUGGAAACAUCACAAAAUGGUACAAAUAGACUUUUGCUGUUUCCUUUUGCAUCCUACAGAAUUGAGAGUUUUUAGAAACAUCCAUGGAAAUUGCCUCUCCAAAUGGAUCCAUUAGGUUGCACAGCUGCUCAGGUGUCUAUAUUAUGGUACCUGCCCAUAGACACUCACAUAGUAAAACCCUAGUUGAAGUUUUCCCUUUUCAUAAGUCCAUGACACAUAAUCCAACUUUCAGGGUAUCAUUGGGUCCUCAUGUCUUCUUCAUCCAGGUAGGCACACGAUGGCUUUCCUGGAAGACUCUGGAAGACUCUAUUUACCAAGAUAGAGUGAUAUCACUCUAUCAUUGGUUUGUCUGUGUGACAUACACUGGUUUAAGAGUUAUUUAUGUCUAUCAUUAAUUUUUUUCUUUCUUUUAAAAACUUUUUAUUGAUUCUUUGUGAUUUUCGCAUCAUGUACCCCCGUUCCACUCAUCUUACUUUCCUCUCAUAACUGCCAUCUACCCUUGUAACCUCAUCCCAAUACAAACACACAAAAACAAACAAGCAACAAAAAUAAAAUAUAAAAACCAUCUCAUCAUGGAAGCUGUAGUGUGUCAGAAUGUGUCCCACAGUAUAUUUCUCUGUGCAUACAUCUUCACUUGCAACUGUUUAUUGCAAUAUAUCAUUGGUCUGGUUCAAGGUCUCUGGCUUCUGUGACACCAUCAUUAUUGGCUCCUCACUGGGAGUCCUCCUGGUUAUCCUGUUGUUGCCCUGUGUCAUGGAGAUUAUCCAACUUGGAUUAGCAGGACCUGCCCUUCUACACACCCCAAGAAUUCAUAGAUGAUAUAGAGCUCAGAUAUCAAUGAGGCCCAGAUCUGGGGCUUUGAGUUGACUUACUCCAAAAACAAUAUCAUUAUUUUUUUACAUGUCAUUUAUACCUUCCUAAUACAUCUUAGAUCUUGAAAUAUAGGUAGUAAAUAUUUUAUUGAAGAAAUAAAUAGAAAAUACUUUUGGCAUCAGUAAAGAAGGGAGUGGAACUCAGGAUCUGGUAGUUCAUCCACCACUUACAAUGUAAAGAUGUUAUACCACUUACCAAGAAAAUAGUAGAUUUCUUAUUUAAACUGUGAUUGUUCAGUUUCUAUGACCUUAAGACAAACAUUCCAGCUUCCACUGUAAUUUGUUAAUUGUGAAUGAUUUUAUAAGAACAUCAUUUUUAAUUAGAUCGUUUUGAUGCCAUGGCCACCUAUGUAACAUAUAGUAAAAUACUAAUCAAAUUUUGUUUUGAAUCAGUUGCAUAAAAUGAGUAUUUUGUUGUGUCAAAGUUCAUCAGAACCCAUAUGUAUGUAUUUCAAGACGAAAUAGUUGUAAACGAGAUUCAUAUCUUUCCUACCAUGCCAAGUUCAGCUAUACUGAAUGGAAUUAGAUCUUGGAUACAAUUUUUUACUCUUCUAAAUCCAAUACACCUUAUUUAAGAUAUCUGUAUUUCCUGUGUUAUAGAUUAAGUAUAAAGCUGAAGUUGGACUGAAUGUGCGUGUGAAGCUUCUACUUAAAGUCUGGACUUUGAACCCGAAUCCUAAAGCAGAAAGAUAUGGAUAAGGAAGUUGUGGUUUAUCUGGAUCUCAAAAUCUUGGGGUUUUGCUGUUCCCAGUUUGUACUGUUUUUGCUUCAUCCUUCUGGACAUGGUGUAUAUACCACACCAAAAACAGAACACAAGGGGUUGUCCACUUUUAUUAGUAAGGGAUUAUGAAAGUGUGUUUUUAAUGUCUCUUGUACAACCUCCUUUGUAUUCACUGUUACACUUACUGCAAAUACAUGAGCAAUCAGUUUCCUUUUACUUGCACAGUGAAAGUGGUUUUUAAAGAUCCCCUUCUAGUAUAACAUAAUUCACCAUAUCUCCUGUCUACUAUUUCAGAUCAGUGUAAAGAAAACAAUAUAUUAGAAUAACAUUUGUAUAUAGGUUUAUGAGCUUUUAUUGAAUACUGGCCAGUCAUGGCCUUAUGUAGACUAAGAUUUACUAAUUACGUACAACUAUGCCACGGAGUUGAGGCUGUCUCCUCUCUCCUGCUUUGUUCCUCGUGGUGUGUGAAAAAUAAGCUUGUGAAUUCUCCAGUGUGGUGCCAAUGAACUCUGACGUAUCUUAAAGUGAGCUGAUGACAUUGUCCCUGCCACGGCUUUGCCUACAUGGUGAGUCAAUGAAUCAGAAAACUUGUUUCUGCCCAUGUCAGUACCUACUGUGUCAUAAUUAUACCUGAACAUUCUGUUUUCUUUUAGCAGUGCCCCUUGAUGUGUGGGCAGCCUCUUUGGUUGGUUCUUUCCCAAAACAGGUCAGCUGCUGCCCCAUGGUAAAUGAAACUGGUCUGGGAAUCUCCUGCCAUCCUUUGGGACCAUACCCUCCCCUAACAAAAUUCUCCAACUGAUGAAUGAUUCUGAAAGGCAUCCCUGCAUACACACAGGAUUACAAAGCACCACACAAUGUUGAACAUUUUUGAAAAGUAGCUUUGUAAAUACUGAAACAGACUUCCAUGGACACUAUCUUACUUUUGGAACAGAAAGUAUUCCUUGGCUACAGAAAUCAAAAUUUUGAUUUGCAAUAACCAAGAACAUAAAGGAAAAAUUGGAGUGGGAAUUUUCUGUCUCACAGUGAUAUAUUGCUUUGUUUAACAGUGAAGACUCACCAGCUCAGCUCUCACUUGCCACAACCGAAUAACCUCUCUCAAAGGAACUCCAGUCCAUCUGUGUGCGCAUACAAACAAAAGACAAUCUGGAAAAGACUUACUAUUAAAAAAGUCAAGGUCACAGCAAUUAUAAAGGACAUCCAAAUAUCUGAGGACUCAGAGAGAUGACGGUGGGGACCAGAAUGGCACAACAAGAUGUUAUUUACACAUUUUUUCCUAAGACUCAGAUAUCUCUGAAACCAAUUUGAGAAUAAAGACUGUUGACUAUGAAAAUAAAGCCAAGCAAUAUCAUGCCAAAAGGAGGCAGUUAUGCCAGCAAGUGCAUCAGCUGUGAUCACACAUUAUGUAAUUAUACUUUGCUCUGUGAAAAUUGACAGUAGCUCAGAGAGCAUGUGGAGGCACAGUUUCAGCUUUCUGUUGGAAAGCUUGAUCAGAUGCUUCACAUGAAGAAGCAGCUCAAUGACCAUGAGCAAAGAUUAGCCCACGUCUCAUGACAGCCAUGACAGAAGAGGAACCACUGAUUCAAACUCAAAUCACCUUCAACCAGGAACUUGGUCCAAAAAAAAAAAAAAAAAAUCAAAGAAAAAACAAACAAACAAACAAAAAAAAAACCAAUUGAAUUCAUAGAAAUUUCUCUUCCUGCACACUAGCCUGCCAGAUACAAUUCAUUUAACUCAGCCUAGUGUAUUGCAAGACUUAGCAAUGAGAAACAGGCUCCCAAAUCGAAAAAUACUAAAACAUGAGCCCCCUUUUAGCAAAAGAGCCUCAAAUAAUGCCUUACAGAGAAUUUUCUAGAUGAUUCCUGAAUACUAAUUACUCAUCAAGUGUCUUUCUGGGCUCAAGUUCAAAGUUAAUUGGCUGCAAAGUAUUGAGAAUUAAGUCACAUAUUUUGCACCUCAGGAAAAGACACUGAUGAUCAACCGACAAAACAGUAAUUAUGAUGAGAUUGUCUCAUGAUCUAUGUGGAUGAGAAAGAAUUAAAUAAGAAGGUCUAAUCUAUAUCUCUUCAAUGUGCAAAUGUCAUCAGGGUUUUCCUCCUAUUAGGGAGAAAAUUAUAAUUUGAUUUUUUUUAAGUUGGUUUGUUUACAUUGCUGCUAGUAUUAAUUUUUGUUAUUUAAAAAAAUAACCUGUCUCUUCUUUAGGAAAACUUCUAAGUAGUUUAGCAGUUUCUUCUGAUUCACAUGGAUUUUGAAGGCACUUUGUGAAGGUGGUGUGUGGAUGGGCAGAAGGCAAUGGUCUUCAUCCAGAGACAAUCUUGAUGACUUCAGCCUCGGCUCACAAGUAUUCAUUUUAGGCCACAUAUUGGCAUAAGUCACUUUCAAUCAUGUCUUUAAAUGAUUCAGAUACAUUGGGAAAUGGCAGUAUUCUAGACCUGCACCUCUGUCCUUAAGAGAGAGGAAAGACUAAUAUGGCUUGCUAUAAAGGGAUCUACAGAUACCUGCUAUUCAAUAUAAGAAAAGUCAACCAUGCCUGAAAACUCAAGGAAAACUCUCAAGUAGCAAUUACUAAAUCUCUAUUUUUUUUUUUACCUCUGUUGUGUGAUAACACUGUAGCUGGUUGUGGUACAUCCAUACAUUCUAUAAGUAUGUACAGUCUGUGAGUGUACUUUACUACUUUUAUGUCUAGAAAAAAAUUAGCAUGAUAUAGCUCAUUUAAAGGCUAUUUCCUAUCAAUAAGUAGGUACCUGUAGGAAAGUUAAAAAAAAAUCAACAAAAGUGUGUAUGUGUUUUUUCAGUGACAGAACUGACUCUUUCAGUAGAAAGUCAGGAGGAACUGAGCAUAAUUUUGCUUUGUUUCUUUAUCAUCAUAAGAGUUGCCAGCAGAAUUACCACAAAGGUUGAAUGGAGUGGUUGGUACCUUGGCAUGUUACUAAAUAUGCCAGAGCUAAUUUCAUAUGCCAUUAGUCACAAGUAAGGUCAGUUCUUUGACCACUGGGUUGAUUUACAUUCCUCACACAUGCUCUGAGUUAAUUGUGUGACAGUAUGUACAUGCCAUGAGUGUGAUUGUGUACAUACCUUGUAUGAAUUAUCAAAAUUCUUCAAGCAGUUGCAGAAAAGCAGAACAAAGAAAUAAUAAAUCAAUGCCUCAAAAUGCAUAACCAAUAUGUAUUUUCAUUUUCUAGACAUAAAAUAUGUAUAUGGCCAAGUGUAAAUGGCAUAUCCAAAUAGAUGUGCACACAAGAUUCAUUUUAUUUAAAUGGCUACAUUUGAAUAAAUUAUUAACAAAACAACUAAUAGCUACAUCUUUCAUGAUUUUCCUAUUUUGCAUAUAUUAAUAUUAAAAAUGUAAUGUUCUUCCUUAAGUGAAAUUACACACAAAUGGCAAAUUUUACAUGUAAUAAAAACCCAGUCUAUUUAGCAUUUCACUGUAUCUGAUAUCUGAACAGAUUCAGAGUUAUUAAUGCUAUUUUCUAAGUCCAGAACUGUAUCUGGAAAUGAUACACACUGAGGAAAACCACUUAUAUUUUGAAAGCUGAAUUUGGGCCUUUACCAAUAUUAUUUGCACAGCCUGACAGAAAGCUUACAUUUUUGUUGAAGUAUCUCCAAAUUUCUCUAGUGUACACAAUGACUCAAAGACAAUCACGGGCCUUCUUUUGAAAUUAGUAAAACAGUGUGACCAAAGAGAAAUGAGAGAUCAAAAUGAAAACAAAUUAUAGUAAGAUAUCAUAAGACAACUGGAAGUUCCUUAAGAAAGACACUGAUACUCUGUACCGAAUAAUACCAAGGCCAGUACCAUUAUCCAAACAGUGGCAAUUUAGAACAAAAAUAUUUAGUUUAUCACAGUUUUUCUUAAGGAAUUGAUCAAAUUUCCCUAAUUUCUUCUCAAGGAAAGUUAUCUUUUAAAUAAAGAUCAGAGACUGACAUUGUUAACACUUCAUUCAAUUUGACCCUGGUUCCAUGACACUAAGAAGUGUAUUAGCUAGUUGCUGGGCUAAAAAUAUGAAUGGAAAUAUCAUAAUUGCCCCUUGAUAGAGAAUUCCAUUCACAAACUACAAAUACAACUUUUCACUAAAAGUUCUGAAUAAUUUUGGAAUACAUAUAUAUUCCCUAACAUUUGAAUGAUCCUAGAACAUUUUCCUGGGGAAAAAUGAACUAAUGUUGGCAUUAAUGAGUCUGUGUCUGCUGGUGCUGGAGAGAUGGUUCAGUGGUUAAGAGCACUUACCACUUUCAUCCAGAGAAGCUGUGUUGGAUUUCUUGCACCCACAAGGAAGCUACAAUCAUCUGUAACUCCUGUUCAGAUUAGGAAAUAAAUCAGGUCUUCACACCUGAGAAAUGGGCAAAGGCUAACCAACCAUACAGGCACUGCAUGACAACUGUGUCUGGCCAGUUUACCUGUGAUAAGAACAGAACCCCUGAGAUCUUUAUGUUCACCAACAUUUUUUUUGCAUAAGAGAAAUCUGUGUAUUUUUGAAAAAUGCAUACAAAUUUAAAUAUCACCAGAGAAUGACAUGACAAUUAUUUUGUGUACAUCCACUGAAAAAGAUCAAAAUGAACUACAAUGUUUAAUCAAUGGAGAAACAGUAAUAUUCAAAAUGCAAAGUAUAAGGAUUAUGGCAUCAUGUCUGUCUACAAAGAUCAUAAAAUACCUUCUUUAAGAAUGUUAUCAUCUCUUGGACAUUGUUCCCAAAUAAAGGUGGAAGGUCAUGUUGAUAGAAAGAUAAUGACUUCACAGACUCCAACCCCUAUUUGACAGUUGGUUUUCUAAUGGAUGUUAAAAAUACUGAGAUUCAACUGGCUAGCUACUUUUGUCCUCAAACUUUUUGAAAUAUGAUUUUUUUGCAUCUCACUUCCCAUAAUAAAUAUAAUAUGAAAUAAAAUAUCAUAUGCUUCUAUUAUUGUUA